CCUCAACAAGAACGCACCCACGCUGACAUUCAACAAAAUCAAGUCGUCGUCGGUCGUCGUCGCGAUACCAAAAGCACUCUACUCUCUUUCGUGACGCGAGUUUCACAAUAAUAAAAGAAAUUUUUUUUUUUUUUUUUGUAAACUAAAACUCUAUGAUAACUAGAUUAAUGAUAGUUUAAGAAAUAGGUGGUUUAAAAGAAGGUUAUAAGUUGAUUUUUUGUUUGUAUUUGAUAUCAAGAAGUUAAACAAUAAACUAUUGUUGUCGUUCGUUUUGAUCGGGAAUGAACGCGGAAAGUGGACAGAAUUCAUCCGCGACCUCGUCGUCGACAGUCGUUGGAAGUAACAAUGGAAAAGCAGUUAAUUUAUCGCAAAAUAUUAACGAAAAUGGAGCCGGCCAAUCAACGCAAAUGGAUUCAUCGGAAAUUAAUGAAGCUGUCACUAAGGUUUUACAAGGAUACGAUUGGAGUUUUGUACCAUUAGCUACAAAGGCAUCAUCCGAUAAAAAAAAAUUACACGUUAAACGACCGAUGAACGCGUUUAUGGUUUGGGCGCAAGCCGCAAGAAGAAAAUUGGCGGAUCAACAUCCUCAACUGCACAACGCGGAGUUAUCGAAAACGUUAGGACGACUUUGGAGGUAAAUACAAAAUUCAUUCAUGAUUUAGAAUCGACGUAAAUUAUCUUUUCUCUUUUAAUAUUAUUAUGAAUUAAGCGCAACGUCAAAAACGAUAAACAUAAAACGGAAGAGUCAUAAGUCGUACGUUGACUCUAAAACGACGGCUGAACCUACAAUAUUUUUACUUGAGACCUCUCAUCUUGACCUUUUAUAAAAGUUGAUAACACCACGGCUGUGAGUUUUCUCUUCUUCGUAUGGGAUAACGACAGGAAAUUCAUCAUUAAUUUUUAUUUUUUCGUUACAAAAAUUUUUCGAGAAAACAUUUUUUUUUUUAUUUC
Onthophagus taurus is the source of this 951-nucleotide messenger RNA. Lineage: Eukaryota; Metazoa; Arthropoda; Insecta; Coleoptera; Scarabaeidae. The record is from RefSeq and is a predicted model, not a curated record.